Mauremys reevesii (Reeves's turtle) is the source of this 5936-nucleotide messenger RNA. RefSeq names its product pleckstrin homology domain containing O2 (gene PLEKHO2). Gene Ontology annotation, biological process: macrophage apoptotic process. The coding region runs from base 329 to 2068 and encodes 579 amino acids. The transcript has 6 exons. The record is from RefSeq and is a predicted model, not a curated record. Lineage: Eukaryota; Metazoa; Chordata; Testudines; Geoemydidae.
UGGGGUUCUCGUUUCCCAGGACCCCGCCUCCUCCUGGGCUCCCGCUGCCGGAGCGAGCGGCUCCAGCCCCCGGAAACCCGACUGGCUGCCGCUGCCGCGAAGUUGUUGCGAAGCGGCGCAAGCAGGAGGCGGAGGAGGGAGCCGGGGCGGGGGGAAGGCGCCGGGGCCAGGCUGGCUGCACGCCCCGCUCCCCGGGCAGGCAGAUCCGGACUCCCCCCGGCCCGGCAUGUUUGAGCGCCCGGAUCCGGCGUCUGCACCAGCCGCGGGGCUCCUGCCGGGGACGAGCCCGUGACUCGCGGCGAGGAGGGGACGCCAGCGGGCUCCGGCCAUGGACGAGGAGGGUGUGAAAGAAGAGGUCACGGAGAAACCAAAACGUGCUCCGACUGCAGACAAAGCUGGCUGGAUUAAGAAAAGCAGUGGAGGGCUUUUGGGAUUAUGGAAAGAUCGUUACAUCCUGUUAUGUAAAACGCAGCUACUGGUGUAUGAAGAUGAGGAGGAACAGAAAUGCUUAGAAACGGUGGAACUGGAGAACUAUGAGAAGUGCCAGGAUUUGCGUGCUCUCUUGAAAAGGAAAAACCGUUUCAUUUUAAUUCGAUCCCCGGGUAAGAAGGUCCAUAAUAUCAAAUUUCAGGGUCAGAAUGCGGAAGAGAAAGAAUCAUGGAUGAAAGCCCUGAAUGAAGGGAUCAGCAGAGCCAAAAAUAAAAUACUUGAUGAGGUGAAGAUAGAUCAGAGCCUUUCCCUGGAACACGUGACUCGAGACAGAGUGAAAGUGAGUCAUGGGCGCAGACCACCCACCAGAAUUCAUCUGAAAGAGGUUGCCAAGUCUACAUCAGAUGGAAUCUUGAGGCUGGAUCUGGAUAUAGUGGAUAAUGGCCCUUCAGACUUCACCGUGACUGUGAGCGAUAAUGAGAACGUCCCUCCUCCAAAGGAAACUCCAAAGCCACCUAUGCCUCCUACAAAGCCCAGUGUCGUGUCAGAGAAGCCGAGUGCGGAUAACAGCGUUGCCGAUCCAGAGCUUAAAAAGCCUCCGUUGCCUCCAGCUAAGAAGUUGAAGGAGAGUACACCAUCAGAGGAUGAUCUAAACGACAAGGACGUGGGUUCAGUCAGUCAAGGUGAAGAGGAUGAAGAACCCAAAGCCUCAGCAGGGGCCAAGGAAGAGAAUCUCAUGGAGGUCAGCGACAGCAGCACAGCAAAGCCUCCGAUUCCUCCUCCUAAAAUCUUAUCGGACAAGCUGAAAGGGGUCAGUUGGGAUGAACCAGCCCCUCACCCUCAAAGCACAGAAGGUUUGGAACCAUCCCAGAGUGGCAGUAAAGAAAACCUCACAGAGGUGGUUACAACAGCUACUGUGAAACCUCCACUUCCUCCUAAGAUUUUAUCAGAAAAAUUGAUAGCAAGUAUGGAUGCCACCCCGAGCAGUUUAGAGGCAAAGUGUUCAGAAGGCAAGGAGCCCCAUGAUUCCAGCCCCCCCAGGGAUGGAAUGGAAGACGGGGAAGUGACAGAAUCCACUCCCCAAAAAGUAGAGCUUGAAGAAGGAAGUGAGAGAGCUGCUGCUGAGAAAGAGAAGCCGCAAACAAUACAAGAACAAAUAAAGACUUCCUUAGAUACCGAAGCAAAGCAGGAAAGUACAGAGGUUCCUAGUAAAGAGAAAACACUUUUACCACAGUCCGUGGCAAACCCCUUGCCUCUCAGAACUCGCUGUGCAUCUCUAGGAGAGCUGCUGAAUGAAUCAAAAAACGCAGAAAAAGAACUUCUGGGUCCAGGCUUCCGCAAGGAGCCCCAAUCCUCCCUGGCUAAAAUGGAGGAGAAAGUGGCUCGCGAAAGGGAAAAGACAGAAAAACUUCUGCAAAAGGUUUUAUGCCCAGAGUUAGAACAAGCACAGGAGGGGAAUGGGCCCCCAGUAAACGCAGAGACAUUACUCAACGAGGCAGUAGAACAGCUUCGCCAAGCAACACAAGUCUUACAAGAAAUUAAAGGGUUAGGAGAACUGAAUAAGGAACCAACAGAGAAACAGAAACAAAAAGAAAAGCCGAAGGAUCUAGUAACUCUUUAUAGGAGAAGUGUUCCCUGAGAUGUACUUAAGAAGACACUUCUUUCUUACAAUCAAGCUAAAAAUUUGCUAUUUACGACUUAUACCAUUGCUUGGCCAGUGUUAAAUAAGGUUAUGUUUUGCUAUGCACACACCAUGCAUUCAAAGCAGGGCAUUUCAGUUAUAAUUUUCUUUUUGUUCUAUCUUUAUGCCAUAUUCCCAUCCCUGAUCACAAUAGGAAGUUAGAGGACACUGAACAUCAGUUGCAAAAAUGUGAAUAUUCUUUAAGGUCUUGAUCCAAAGCUCAUUGAUGUCAGCGGAAAACCACCAGUUGGCUUUGGAUUAGGCACUAAAAAAAAAAAAAAUACCCACCCCCACAACACUGGUAAUCAGACUAAAGGUCAGUUUUUCAAAGGAGGGCAUGGAUAUUCUAUCAGAAAAUUCAUGUGUGCAUGUAUAAAUUGGCACGUAAGACAUGGAAGGUCAGACUAGAUGAUCAUAAUGGUCCCUUCUGACCUUAAGUCUAUGAGGCUAUGAAUUACCCCAUUUGCACUGACACCCAGAGAGUUUUGCCAAUGAAAUCAUUCCACUGGGAAUCUGGCUGCAAACAUCCAUAAACUUUGCUCAGUUUGUUCACCUGCUGACAGAUUUUGACUACCUGGCCCAAUCAUAUUCUGGAACAAAUGGUUAACAGUUUCCAUAGAUACUCAUUAAACACAUCGGCAGUUCAGAAAUUGACUUAGAAAUCUGCACAAAACUGGCAAACUGGUGAUGGUAAGUAAUUGGUUUCAGGUCCCAGACUUCAACACAACAAGCCUUCCGUGUUCUAAGCACUGUACAAGUAUCGAUUAAGCCUCAGACUACCAUUGCCAAGCAAGUAUUACUUUUCCUGUGGGGAAACAGGCAGGGAUGUGAGGUGAUUUGCCCACAGAAGGAGUUCAUUUCAGAGCCAGGGAUAGAAUUUAGCAAUUCUACCCCUGACUCUGUGCUCAUUCUCCUGGAUAGUGCUGCUAUGUUUGAAAUACCUGCCCCUGGCUGAAGCAGCCCGUAAUGUUCAUUUUUAAGCAAUACAUUGACCUGGUAACUAGAGUCUCCUGUAUUUGUAGAAGUAAAUAGUCAGCCAGCUGUUUGGAGGCUCAUGGGAGCGGUUGGCUGGUUGUUCUGAAAGUAGACUCUCCCCUUGCUGUGUGUCGAGCAGGCUUGUCUUGGGAGAUUGACUGAUGACAUGUCCGUCAUGGCAACUGGUUUUGAUGGAACAGCUAAUCAUAUCAUUUUAACAGGGAAAUGCAUUUUGCAGUUUAAUUCUUGGUGGGUAGGCAGCUGAACUCAGUACACUGAAACGAAAAAGGAAUUACUAAAUACGGGUCCGAUCUGGUUCCUAUGAAAGGCAAUGGCAAAAUGCCCUAAUUCUUGGUCCUCCUGUUAAAGGAAGUUGCAUUUCAUGAUAGAAAUGUGAUGGAAUAGGAAUAGUCAUGGUGACAAAAUUAUUACAAAACCGUGUCUUGCACGACAAAGAUUAAAAGUUUAAGCACCCUUUUCACUCUCAGACAACAUGUGUGGAUGUGAACUGGGUCACCUACUUGCCAGUCCAAGUUCAGCGAUGCUCAUUUACCCAACCAAUUCAGGUCAUCACAGGGCGCAGGUGCAUCCCUUGUAUCCUGCUUUCAGAGUUUUGCCCUAAAAUAUUCAUUCUCAAUGGCACCACAUCAAUGACCCAGGGAUUCAAAGGUCCACCACCUCCUCUUGGCUUUAUCUAGGCCUGUGCGGCAGAGGAAGGAUUGGAUCUUUCUCAGCUGAUCUCAUGGAGCUCCAGGGAAUGCAGGUGGAUGUUGAAUAGCCAAGGCCCAGCAGAAUAGGAAGAAUUUCUGAGCCAGAGUUCAACUUAGCAGUUCUCAUUGCUAAAGUAUCUACACUACCCAGUAGCUUGUGCCAUCUGCCCCUGCCAAGUACUAAGCCAGGAGCAUGCUAUACAUCUUCUCUAGCUCAGGUUCCUUCUCCGGUAGCUCACCGAGGCUCCAUGGUACCCCAUGCUGCAAACAUCCACCUGAGCAGCAGCAAAGUAAAACUCAAACUACAGCUGAAUUAGGAAGGAGGAGGGGGGAACUGAUGAGUGCUCCUUACCAUGUCCAGGCAGCCCUGACCUAAAGCAUUUCAGGAACGGAAAAAUGGGAACAUCCCAGAUAAGAGCUAGGUAGUCACUCAACCAGACACUUCCAAAUCGAGUGAUUAAAACAGCCUUGUUUAAGCUGCCUCAUUCUCAAGCUAGUCAUAGGAAUUGUAUUGAAAGUCUCUAUUCAAUCACCCAUGCAGUUUCUGCAUAGUAGAAUUUGCUUGAGUUUCAGUUGCCAAAACAGCCCUGCAUUUAGACACCGGAUUUCCAAAUGUAUGCAGUCCAGAGCGUAGUCCCCUUGAUGCAGGCCAAGGAUAAACUCUGGUUCUGCAUAAUUUACUGCUGUAGAGUCAAUGUGAACUGAGGUAUCUUGUUUUCUUAUGAGAUGUACUUAUAAGACAAGGGCUAACAAUACAGAUCUAGUCUAUUCAGUGCCUACCAGCUUCUAAUACGUAUUUUUCUGCAUGUGCACUUUUGUUUACCGAACACUGUGUGAUGUGAACAUGAGCUGUACAAACCUGGUGUGUACAGAAUGUCUUGGGACAUCAGCCUUCAGGGAGAAGGAGGCAUCUGUGAGAUAAAAUUGUAUAACAAAAGAAUAAAAUGGAAGACUAACGGAGAUGUAUAUGUAUAGGGAUGCGCUCAGACCAGAAUCAUGAUCUGGCUAUGGUCAACAUUUGGAUGCAGAAGUGCUGAAGCUGUCCCUUAGCCCUAUUAGGGCCAAACCAACCCCUGGAUUUGAAUACCCUUGAACACUGGGGAAGGUCUGGAUCCAGCUCAUACUCAUCUCUGAUAUACGUGGAUGCUUUCGCUCUUACAAGUACUUUGUCAUCACCAUGUGCCACCUAUUAAAUAUCUACCUACUGCAGUGCUGACGAAGAGUCCCAGAUACCCCUAUCUAUUGCAGCAAGAAUCUACAGGAUGUGCUUAUAUUUACUGUAUUUUUUAAUCAUACUGAAUAUUUUAAUGUCUGACAUUUUACUGAAACCCCAAUAGGAAUCUUAACAGAAGACACCUGAAUCUGUUAGGAGAUGGGAGAGCUAAACCUUUUUACAAGCCAGAGCUAAAUACUGCACGCACUAACGUCACUUACCUUUAUAUACUAUGUCUUGUAAAUAACGAUAAAUUAAGUGAACUCUCCUUUUAACACCCAGUGUCUCCAUGGCUGAAAAUGUUGCGAUAAUUAAGGAAAAAUAGCCUUUUGUAUAGGUUUAGAGUUUCAUUCUACAGUGACUAGCUCACCUAGAAUUUUGGGUCGACUGGGCUUUUAUGUAUAAUGAAAGCUUCAUGGUUUGUUUAGAACAUUUAAUUCUGAAGUUUUCACACGUUAUUCUUGUUCAGGGCAUAAGCCAAUCUCCGCCUAAUGGGGACGGCAGGUCAUUCCAUAGCUGUCUUCUGGGCUUCUUGCACUUUCCUCUUAAACAGCAAGUACUAGCCAUCGUCCCAGCCGCGUUCUGGAGUAGAAGACCCAUUACGCUGAUCUAGCAGGACAGUUCCAGUCUUCAUUUUACCUGCCACCAAUGAGUGCCUAGCUUUUCUUCACUCAAGAGCCCCAGCUGCACUAAGCUUGCUUUCUCGUGUCUGAAGACACUGCAGGCGUGUCGAGAUGGAGCGUGACUCAAUGUCAGAUUUGUACGAGGACUGCCAGAGCUGCAUGGUUCCGACAGGAAGGAAGUGAAUGCGCUAGUGAGUGGCAGUAAAUGAUUGUGUCUAAAAAUCUGUCAUGGCUCUUGGAAAGGCAACGCUGCCUUCUGCGUGUAAAGAGCUUUGAGAUUUGGCAAUAAAACUCCUUUUUAAGCA